Molecule: messenger RNA, 4411 nt
Organism: Lethenteron reissneri (Far Eastern brook lamprey)
Lineage: Eukaryota; Metazoa; Chordata; Hyperoartia; Petromyzontiformes; Petromyzontidae
Gene: SPATA20
Product: spermatogenesis associated 20
Biological process (GO): carbohydrate metabolic process
Source: RefSeq, a predicted model, not a curated record
AUUGCACGAAUGGACACACACCACGGCACGUCUAAUUUAUACUGCCAAAACGUGCACUUUUAAGUUACAAAAAACACACCUCGACGCAAACUGCAUUCGUUCGCGAGGCUCGCUGGGAGGGAGUGCUCCUGCGAAACGCAUAUUUUGUCGUUGCUGUAAACGCGUAACGCAACAUUGUUUUAUUGCAAAGUUAAAUACACUUCGAGGCGUGUAAAUGGUGCAGUGCAGUGGACGUAUUCGCACAGUCAGCAGCAGCAGCAGCGGCAGCGCUGCACCGUCAUAGCCGUAUCUCGAUUGAAGUCAGUCAAGUCUUGUCUAAAAUAUAGGCAGGACUUAAAAACAUUAUCGUAGCAAGGCUAAACAAUUGUCAACGCCGUUAGUGCACUGCAGUGUACGCGUUUCACCAAUGUCGUAGUACUCGCCGGACGCGCGGUUUGCUGCAAGGCCGCGCUUGUACUCUAUCACGAUUGUCUCAUAUUUAUAGCGAACACACGCGGGUGGGAGUCGUCUGAUCGUCGUUAACACCGUCAAUCAAUACACUUUAAAUUGUUGCUACAUUGGAGAAGGUCACCAGCGAUGUUGUCGUGGCUCAGAAGGCUCGCGAGCGCGGCCGCGGGCUCUACGCUCCGUACCGGUGCUCGGAUAGUGGCGCUGCCGGGUCGGGUGGCGCCUUCCCCGGCCGAGGCGGCAACGCUCGCCGGUGCCUCCCGGCCCGCGCCCGGGGGCAGUAAGGAGGCGAGAACACAGCGGAAUCAGCGCCCGAGCCUUCUGAGGGGCAUGGCGACGGGCGGCGCGCACACCUCCGCAGGCUCCCCCCCGCGGCACAGCAAUCGGCUGGCGCUGGAGAAGUCUCCGUACUUGCAGCAGCACGCGCACAACCCCGUCGACUGGUAUCCCUGGGGAGAGGAAGCCUUUGAAAAGGCACGCACAGAAGACAAGCCCAUAUUCCUUUCGGUCGGGUACUCCACCUGCCACUGGUGCCACGUGAUGGAGCGCGAGUCGUUCUGCAGCGAGGCCGUCGCGAGCGUCCUCAACCGGCACUUUGUGAGCGUCAAGGUGGACAGGGAGGAGAGACCCGACGUCGACCAGGUCUACAUGGCCUUCAUCCAGGCCUGCUGUGGCGGUGGCGGUUGGCCCAUGAGUGUGUGGCUCACCCCGGACCUCCGGCCGCUCGUUGGCGGGACAUACUUCCCGCCAGAGGACAGCUUCUCCCGGCCGGGCUUCAAGACGGUGCUCACGCAAAUCGCCAAAAAGUGGCAGGUCGACCGCGGUGCGCUGCGCGAGAGCGGCGAGCGCGUGCUGGCCGAGCUGCGCCGCGUCGCCACCAUCCCGGCGAGGCGCGGUCGCCCCCUCCCGUCCGCCGAGGACGUCGCUGGCCUCUGCCUCUCGCAGCUCUUCUCGUCCUUCGACGACGUCCACGGCGGGUUCAGCGACGCUCCCAAGUUCCCCACGCCAGUGAACCUGAGUUUCCUGCUGGGGCUGUGGGCGCAGGACCGGAACUCUCGCGAUGGCGCCAAGGCGCUAGAGAUGUGCCUGCACACGCUGCGCAUGAUGGCGCACGGUGGCAUCCACGACCACAUUGGCCAGGGCUUCCACCGCUAUUCCACGGACGCAAACUGGCUCGUGCCACACUUCGAGAAGAUGCUCUACGAUCAGGCACAGCUCGCGGCCGCCUACGCCGCCGCCUUCCAGAUAACAAACGAUGGAUUUUAUGCCGGUGUGGCCAGAGACAUUCUGAUGUACGUCUCGCGAGACCUCAGCAGCCAGUCAGGGGGCUUCUACAGCGCGGAGGAUGCGGACUCGCUGGCUCCCGGAGUGAGCGGGGAGAAGAGGGAGGGCGCCUUCUACGUGUGGACGGCGGCCGAGCUGCGCGCCAUCCUGUGCGACCCUGUGCCGGGCUACGCCGACGGCACCAUGCUGGCCGACGUCUUCAUGCACCACUACGGCACGCAGGACGCUGGCAACGUCCUCCGCGCGCAGGACCCGCACGGCGAGCUGAGCGGACAGAACGUGCUGAGCGUGCGCUACUCCGCGGCGCUCACGGCCGCCCGCUUUGGCGUGACGGAGGCGGCGCUGGCGGAGGCGCUGGCGCUCUGCCGGCAGAAGCUCCUGGAGGCGCGAGCAGCCCGGCCUCGCCCGCACCGCGACACCAAGAUGAUCGCCGCGUGGAACGGGCUCAUGAUAUCUGGGUUUGCGCGCGCUGGCGGAGCAUUGGGAGACGCGGGGCUGGUCCGGCGUGCCGAGCGGGCGGCUGAGUUCGUGACGGUGCACCUGUUUGACCCCGUCACGGGCAACCUGACCCACAGCGCCUACCAGGGCCCCGACAACAACAUUGAGCAGAUCGCGGCGCCCGUGCCUGGCCUGCUGGCGGACUACGCGUGCGUGAUUCGCGCCCUGCUCGACGUGCACGAGGCCGGCCUGGAGCAGCGCUGGCUGGAGCUCGCCGAGCGGCUGCAGGGCCGCCAGGACCUCCUGUUCUGGGACGACGAGGGUCACGGCUACUUCACGACGCCCUCCACGCACCCGGGCCCGCUGCUGCGCAUGAAGGAGGACCAGGACGGCGCGGAGCCGAGCGGCAACUCGGUGUCGGCAGGGAACCUCCUACGGCUGGCGGCGCUGGCGGGACGCCCGGAUCUGAGCGAUCGCGCCGCUCGGCUCCUCACCGCGUUCGGCCCUCGUCUGGAGCGGGCGCCCAUCGCCCUGCCCGAGAUGACGGCCGUCCUACUGGCGCAUCACCGCGCGCUCACGCAGGUGGUCGUGAUCCGCGGCGACCGAGGAGCGCAGGACACCCAGGCUCUGCUGGACUGUGUCAACUCCACCUUCCUCCCGCAUAAGGUGCUGAUCAUGGCGGACGGACGCCCGGAGAGCUUCUCGUACCGGCGGCUGCCAUUCCUGGCGGAGCUGGAGAAGCUCAGCGGAGAGGCCACGGCGUACGUGUGCCACGGGAGCUCGUGCUCCGCACCGGUCGUGGGCGCGGAGGCGCUGCGAGCUCUGCUGCAGGCCUCCCCUGCGGCCGGCUCGUCCCAGUGAGGUCACCCCCGGAGCUCGGGCGGCGGACCGGGCAGCGAGUCGCUUAAAAAAAAAAACCCUAACGAGCCGAGGUGCAACAUCCCGUCGCACCACGCCGCGUGCGUGCGAGAGAGCUUGCCCGUUUGGAAUGCGGUGCUUCGUAGGUUACAGUUGUUGUGAUUGGCAGCUCGCAAUCAAAUGAGGAGGUCAGUGCUAAAUAUGUUUUCAUGGUUAAUUUGUAUGCUCUGUGAACAUUUUAUGCUAUCGGAUGUUAAAUAUUUAUUCAUUUAUAUAUUUAGUUAAAACGUAUCAUAAUUAUUUUCUAGUCCAAGGUCUGAAAUCUCAUCUUUAGAUAUGUUUUCUCUUGCUCUCGGCUAUGUUUUUGUUUUGUUGCAAAACUACGCAAAUACCACUGCAGUGAGGUCGUGUAGAAGGCUGCUUUGCUGAUCGACCGCGCGUUCUGCUGGUAAAUGCAGAAGCUUGCACUUAAGUGGAACACGCGACCGGCUGCAAGAACAGCUUGAGUUCAUCCCAGUGUUUUGCAGCCUUAAUGCGUUGACAAACACUGCAUGCCAGCUAAUUAUUAAAGCCAGGGAAAUAAUGUUGAAAAAUGUUGAGUGUCGCCCUAAUGCAUAUAUAAAAAAUAGCAGCUGUAUGCAUCUGCUAAUUCAGACACACAUCCCAGCAUAAUUAUAGCCAUCAGCAUUUCGAGACUGAAAGAGAGACAUGUGUUCCUUUUGAGGCACCGUACAAUAUCCAAUUAGAGAUCGUCUUGCCUGAAGAGAAGGAAGUAAAAAGCCAUGGAAAGUACAGGUGAAUGAUACAAACGUGUAAAUACAUGUAUGCAGUUUGUACGCGCAUACGUAUUCUCUAUGCAAAUGCAUACAGGUACGCUAAAGAUAUACAAGUAUAUUUGGUUUGAAUAUUAUAACACGGAUUGAUUUGACAUUUUAUAUUUGCCAGCUUUUGACUUGCUGCAGUUUGACCAAUUGAGGAGACCUCUGCUCGCUAAAAGGAGUGGUGGUGCCUUUGUUAGCCACGAUGCUACCGCUCCCCAACGCUCAUCUCUGCUUUAAUUGUGAAACAGAUAAGUCACUUGCCUGCUCUACGUUCAACAUGUAAACAGCUGUCCUGAUGUGAGAACUUAAAGGUGCAAUUAUUAGUUAAUGCCACCUUGACAGAUUUAAUGCACAAACGCCUCAAACCAAACACCCCGCACGAAAAUUAGACCACAGAGGGAAACAAAAGUGCACGUGUGAAAAUAUCGCCACCUACAUUUUUCCAAGCAGAUGUUUUUUUAUCGCAAAAAUUUAGCUUUUCUCCCACACGAAAUUAAUUUUACAUGGGAAACGUGAUAAGUGACAAAUGUAAGAGUUAAAAUAUAUAAUUUGUCUUGCGUACA